AUGGCUCGCCGAGGGGAUACUCGCUCACCAUCACCUGUAGGCAGCACAUACUCUUCAUCACGACGGCGCCGGGAGAAUGAUCGCUAUGAUGGCCGUCGGGAUGAUGGGCGCAGUUACCGCAGAUCCCGCAGUCCAGAAGUAAGUUGGACUCAUUCUCAACUGACUUUGCGCAGACAAGUAGCUGACCUUGGCAAUUCCCAGCGUCGAUACCGCGGUGGCCGUGGAGACCCCCGUGAUAGAGAUGGAUACCGACGUCGAGAUCGCUCAGUAGACCGCCGCGAUGAAGACAGCUAUCGUCCUCCUCGCAGGGACAGAUCCCGAGACCGUCGCCGUUCCAGAGACAGAAAUGAUGAUCGUGAUUUCCCUCGUGACAGAGAUACCCGGGCUAGGCGAGAUGACUCCCGGAACCGUGACCGCCGAUGGGCCGACGAUUCUGCUGAUAUGAGACCCCAAUCUAGACGGGACGACAGUCGUGACCGUACCUCAAGUCGACGAUCAAUCUCCAAAACCCGAGACGUGAGCUACCCCAUGCAUGCUCCUCCCCGAGCUCCCCGAGGUUCCCUAGGAUGUCAUUUUAAUCGUUUGAAAUUCCAGGAAUCAAAAAUACCCAACCCAGCCCCCACCGGUCCCACUGAUGAUGAGAAAAAGAAGGCCGAGAGACUGGCUAAGCUUGCAGCUUGGAAGGAAAAGCAAGCCGCCGAGCGUGAAAAGAAACAACAACAGCAGUCAACUGGUGAAACAAGGAACAUCCUGGAUGCCAUUGACCGUAAAUCUACCCUCUCGCCAGCUGAUUCUGAGCCUCCAGCUUCAUACCCUGGAAAGUUUGACCCCAAGGCCAUUGCGAAAUCAUCUUCCACAAACUCGGCAACUCCCGCCGUUCUCGGUACCGAUGUGGCUCUGCCGACCUCAGCCAAGCCGUCCUUCAAGACCGGUGCCGCCGCCCACAUUGCACCUCCUGCUAAGCUCUCUGGUCCUCUGAAAGCCAAAGGCAAUGUCAGUGGGUUCGGACUAGGCGCACGCCCGGCCUCAGACGUAGAGAAACAAUCUGCACCCAAGACGUUGGGCUUUGGAGAUGAAGAAUCCACUCGCAAGAAAUUAGCAAAACUCCCAACUCUCCCGUUGGAGGAUUCUCAAGGGCCCGGUGUACCAGGCGACGACGAUGGAGACGACGGCGAUGUUGAAAUGCAGGAUGAAGGAACAGGAGAAGAUGCUGCUGCGGUUGCACGUGCUGCUGAGCGGCGAGAUGAACGGCUGCAAGAGGACACCAAAGACGGAGCACAUGGUCAGACCGAGUCUAACGCCAUGGAAAUCGAUGAGGCUGAAGAGGUUGAUCCUCUUGAUGCCUACAUGUCCGAAUUAGCAGGGGCACCGCCUCCCAAAAAGGCCGUCGGGGCUUCAUUCUCUAAGCGAAAGGCCACCCAGCAACCAGAGGCGAUGUACGGGGACGAUGACGACGUCGAAUUCACUCCGAUUGGAGACGAGGAUGCUGGGGAUGUUCUUGCUUUGGCGGCUGCUAAGAAGAAAAAGCGAGAGAUCCCUGAGGUUGACCAUACCAAACUGCAAUACGAGCCAUUCCGAAAGGAAUUCUACACUGAGCCCUCAGAUCUUGCCCAAAUGACAGAGGAGGAAGUUGCAAACUUGCGUCUUGAACUGGAUGGGAUCAAGCUUCGUGGUUCCGGUGUCCCUGCGCCAGUUCAAAAGUGGUCACAGUGCGGUCUGGGAAUGCAGACACUUGAUGUCAUCACGAAGCUUGGGUAUGAACAUCUCACAUCUAUUCAAGCACAAGCGAUUCCCACGAUCAUGUCCGGUCGGGAUGUUAUCGGUGUGGCAAAGACCGGAUCGGGUAAAACUGCGGCUUUCCUGAUCCCAAUGUUCCGACACAUCAAGGACCAAAGGCCAGUGACUGGCAUGGACGGUCCAAUUAGUUUGAUCUUGGCUCCCACUCGAGAACUGGCUGUCCAGAUUCACAAGGACUGUAAGCCUUAUCUGAAGGCAUUGGGUCUGCGCGCUGUCUGUGCAUAUGGAGGAGCUCCCAUCAAGGACCAGAUUUCCGAAUUGAAGCGGGGAGCGGAAAUCGUCGUAUGCACUGCUGGUCGUAUUAUCGACCUUCUUGCCGCCAAUGGAGGACGAGUUCUUAACUUGCGCCGUAUCACGUAUGUCGUCAUUGACGAGGCCGACCGCAUGUUUGAUAUGGGCUUCGAACCUCAAGUGGUUAAGAUCAUGAACAGCAUCCGACCGGACCGCCAAACUGUCCUCUUCUCGGCCACCUUCCCCAAGAACAUGGAGUCCAUGGCUCGUAAAACACUGAAUUCACCGGUUGAAAUCACGGUCGGAGGCAGGAGUGUUGUCGCGCCCGAGAUCACCCAGCUUGUCGAGGUCCGUAGCCAAGAGUCAAAGUUCUUCCGUUUGCUGGAGUUGUUGGGUGAGCUGUACUCGGAUGACGAUCAUGAGGAUGAUCGCACUUUGAUCUUCGUCAAUCGCCAGGAGGCUGCCGAUGAUCUCCUCAAGGAGUUGAUGCGUAAAGGCUACCCUUGCAUGUCAAUUCAUGGUGGAAAAGACCAGGUCGACCGUGACUCCACGAUUGAAGACUUCAAGGCUGGAAUCUUCCCUGUGUUGGUUGCGACCUCGGUGGCAGCUCGUGGGUUGGAUGUGAAGCAACUGAAACUCGUUGUCAACUAUGAAGCACCAAACCACCUGGAGGACUAUGUUCACCGUGCCGGCCGCACUGGUCGUGCCGGAAAUACUGGAACUGCCGUAACGUUCUUGACUGAAGAUCAAGAUCGGUAUGCGAAUGAUAUUGCAAAGGCUCUUUGGCAGAGUGGCCAAGAGGUUCCUGAGCCUGUUCAGAAGUUAGUUGAUCAGUUCCAAGAAAAGGUCAAAUCAGGUAAAGAGAAGCAAAUGGAUGCCGGUUUCGGUGGAAAGGGUCUUGACCGUCUUGACGACAAGCGCGCAAGUGAGCGCAAGCGUGAGCGAGCAGCUUACAAAACCGGAGAUGGCGAUGACGAAGAAGAGGAGAAGGAGGAAACUAAGGAAGAGGAUACAGAGGAACGCUUCAACAAGGCACUUUCAUCUGUUCAAUCAGCUGGUGCUGCACCUGCUUCAACAUCGCUUCCGGGAGUUCCCAAGGGUAUUGAUCUGGACGGUAAAAUUACGGUCCAUCGUACCGAGAAGGACGCCAGUGGUGGCAAGAAUGCCCUUGACAAGGUUGGAUCAGCCGUGGCUGAUAUCCACGCUCGUCUCAGCCGCGCAGGCGUGAUGAGAUCGGGCGUGCCUAUCGACAAUCGUGGACCUGAUGCAGGAGCCUUCCAUGCGACGAUGGAGAUCAACGAUUUCCCCCAGAAAGCUCGGUGGGCUGUCACCAACCGAACCAACGUGGCCAAGAUCCUGGAAUCUUCCGGAACCUCAAUCACGACAAAGGGCAAUUUCUAUGCAAACGGAAAGGAGCCUGCUGCUGGAGAACUUCCCAAGCUGUACAUCCUGGUGGAGGGCGAGACAGAGAUUUCGGUUACCAACGCUAUGCGCGAGCUUAUGCGUCUACUGAAGGAGGGGACUAUUGCAGCUGCCGACAGCGAGGCUCGUGCUCCUGUGGGUGGUCGUUACAAUGUUGUUUAA
This is a messenger RNA of Penicillium salamii, 3612 nucleotides long. NCBI's taxonomy places the organism in Eukaryota, Fungi, Ascomycota, Eurotiomycetes, Eurotiales, Aspergillaceae. The record is from the annotation of a GenBank genome assembly.